GUCGUCGGAGAGUGAGAGAGAACGUGCGUCGCGUCUGGCUAACCUGUAAAUGCCGGCAGUCACAUUAGGCGGAUCCCCGCAAGUGGUAUACUGGCCUCAUGCUUCCAGCAGUUGAUGCCGUGGUGUCGUACUGGUGUGGUACAUUGAGCAACAAGUGAUUGGUUUUUUUUUGGUAAUUUUAAUCGAGGUGCCGUUCCAUAAGACUCAGAGACAGGAGAUUCAAUAAGGCAUAAAAGAUGGAUGAGGAAAUUUUUAAGGAUAUGCCCUCAGGUCCGUUGGACCAUUACAGGAAACAGGCGGGAUUCUGCUGGAAACAAAUGAAGAAAUUCAUCGAGGAUCCGGAACUGUUAAAAAUAAAGUUGCACGUGUGGAAAACGUUAGAAAGGGAUCCGGCUUUCGAAAGGCCGGUGGAGGCGUUGAGCACGGAGGAGAUGAAAAGACGGACGGCGAUACAAUUGAACAAAUAUUGCCAGUACAACUUUCUACCACCUGAAAUUGCCAAUCUGCCUUACAAAAGAAAGACAAGGUUUAUGAUGACAGUGAACGAAGCUCUGGCGGUAACUUAUCCUGAUGUGUCCGUCAAGCACGCGAUAGGCAUUGGUUUAUUUAAAAAUACUUUGACCACUUUAGGAACAGAACGGCAUCAAGCAAUGUUAGAUGCCGCAUGGAACAACAAGAUUUUAGCAUGUUUGGCGUUGACUGAAGUGGCCCACGGUAGCAACACGAAGCAGAUGCGCACAACAGCAACCUACGACCCCAGCACCGAAGAGUUCGUAAUACACACGCCCGAUUUUGAGGCGGCGAAAUGCUGGGUGGGCAACUUAGGAAAAACGUGCACGAUCGCCCUGUUGUUCGCUCAGCUGUACACCAAAGACCAGUGUCACGGUUUGCACGCGUUCAUCGUACCCGUGCGAGAUCCCAAGACGUUGAACCCUUAUCCGGGCAUCGUCGUGGGCGAUAUGGGUGAGAAAAUCGGCCUGCACGGCAUCGACAAUGGUUUCAUUCUGUUCAACAACUACAGGAUACCGAGGACGUACCUGCUGAAUAAAACGGCGGACGUGACGCCCGAGGGCGAGUACGAGAGCAAGUUCUCAGAUCCCGGCAAGAUACUGGGCGCCGUUUUGGAGAAUUUGUCCACCGGACGGGUCGGUAUAAUGCAAGAGUCGUCGAAUAAUAUAAUUUGCGCCGUGACCAUAGCUCUGAGAUACGCCGCCGUUAGAAAACAAUUUGCACCGAACGGUGACGGAAACUUAAAUAAAAACGAACUUCCAAUCAUUGAGUAUCAGUUACACCAAUGGAGGUUGUUCCCUCAUUUGGCAGCGGCUACCGUUCUGAGGAUAUUCAUCAACUGCUUCACGGACACUUUCCUGUCUGUGAUAGAACAAUCGACGUCCUCCUCUAAAAUCGAAGAAGUGAGUGACAUGGUGUCCGAAAUACACUCGAUAGUCUCCAGCGCUAAGCCACUUAUGACCUGGUCGUGCAGGGAUGCGAUUCAGGAGUGUCGUGAAGCUUGUGGAGGACACGGUUAUCUUAAAGCUUCCCGUUUGGGUGACUUGAGAUGUACCAACGAUCCUUGCGUCACCUAUGAAGGAGACAACAACGUGCUGGUACAACAGAGUAGUAACUGGCUGUUGAGGCAAUGGCAGACUUACUGCCAGGAUGGUAAAAUAGCCAGUCCAUUAAAGAGUUGCGACUUCCUAAGAAACGAGGAGAGGAUCCCGAAAAAAUUCAGGGCGUCGGGUCCUGAACAGUUACUGUCAGUUCAUUUCAUAUCCCAGUGUUACGAGUGGCUCAUAAUCUACUUAAUAAAAUCAACAGAAAAGAAACAGAAAGACGUCUUAUCUAGAACCAAUUGUAAAUUCACGGCCAGAAAUGAAUCUCAGGUAUACCUUGCGGCCGUAUUGUCCAGAACCUACAUGGAAUACAACGCGUUGCGCUACUUCUGGAAUUAUAUUUCCAAAGCGCCUCGAAGUUUGUCCACAACGUUGUACAAUUUAGGGUAUCUGUAUGCCUUGUACUGUUUAGAUAAGCACCUGGUUUACUUUUACGAAGGCGGUUACACGAACGGACCGGAGUUCGCACGUUACGUCCGUGAGAACAUUUUGAGUUUGUGUGCGAAAAUUAAGCCGGACGCUUUGGGCGUUAUCGAUGCGCUGGCGCCGCCCGAUUUUGUCGUCAACUCCGUUUUGGGCAAAUCCGAUGGAAAGUUGUAUGAAAAUUUGAAGGAGAUUUUAUUCGAAAAUCCCAGUGCGAGGUCCAGGCCGUCUUGGUGGUCGGAAAUAAUAAUACCAAAUGCUCCAGAUUUUGUACAUACUAAGAGUAAACUGUAAAAUAUUGUGCCUUUAUGUAUUUUCAACAGGAUCUGUCACGGGUAAUAUUCUAAAAAAGUAAUACAAAUUCACAAGAGUAAAUAACAAAUGUGCACGUUUGUUGUUAGCAAUAUCUAUUUAUUGUAUGUUUGAUUGUUAAAACUUUAUUGUUGUUUCCAUGUUUUAAAUUUUAUCGAUUAUUUUCAUCUGGAUGUCUUCGUAUAUGAAUCAAGUAUUUUGUAAACACGAUUAAUUGAAACCAAGUAUUAUUUUUAUAAUGUGUAUUAUACAAAAAUAAAUGUAUUAUUUACAUUGA
This is a messenger RNA of Aethina tumida (small hive beetle), 2625 nucleotides long. Its product is annotated as peroxisomal acyl-coenzyme A oxidase 3-like. Gene Ontology annotation, biological process: fatty acid beta-oxidation using acyl-CoA oxidase; lipid homeostasis. Gene Ontology annotation, molecular function: pristanoyl-CoA oxidase activity; FAD binding; fatty acid binding. Gene Ontology annotation, cellular component: peroxisome. Bases 237 to 2330 code for a protein of 697 amino acids. The record is from RefSeq and is a predicted model, not a curated record. Lineage: Eukaryota; Metazoa; Arthropoda; Insecta; Coleoptera; Nitidulidae. The transcript has 12 exons.